GCCCGGGCGGAGCGGAACGGCCGCGGUGGCGUCGGCGAGCCGCAGGACUCAUUGGGCGCGUGCCGCGGAGGGAUACGGCGGCCGGGCGUCGUCGGCGCGGACAGACGGCGAGGAGCGGGACUCGCUUUCGACGGCCGGCCCGGCAUCAUGGCCUCGGAGCUGGAGAGCCUCAACCCCGGGCAGCGCAUCAUGACCUUCCGCCCCACCAUGGAGCAGUUCCGCGACUUCAGCCGCUACAUCGCCUACGUGGAGUCGCAGGGCGCCCACCGCGCCGGGCUGGCCAAGAUCGUGCCGCCCAAGGAGUGGAAGCCGCGGCAGUGCUACGAUGACAUCGACGAGCUCGUCAUCCCCGCGCCCAUCCAGCAGGUGGUGACGGGGCAGUCCGGGCUCUUCACGCAGUACAACAUCCAGAAGAAAGCCAUGACGGUCCGCGAGUUCCGCAGGAUCGCCAACAGCGACAAGUACUGCACUCCCCGGUACACGGACUUUGAAGACCUUGAGCGAAAGUACUGGAAAAACCUUACAUUCAAUGCCCCCAUCUACGGGGCCGACGUUAACGGCACGCUUUACGACAAGCAUGUAGAUGCGUGGAAUAUUGGCAGAUUGAACACAAUCCUGGAUAUUGUGGAGAAUGAAAGCGGCAUAACCAUUGAAGGAGUGAAUACUCCUUACCUGUAUUUUGGCAUGUGGAAAACUUCCUUUGCCUGGCACACCGAGGACAUGGAUCUCUACAGUAUUAACUACUUGCAUUUUGGGGAACCCAAGUCAUGGUACUCGAUCCCUCCAGAGCAUGGGAAGCGACUCGAGAGACUUGCAAAAGGUUUCUUUCCAGGAAGCGCCCAGAGCUGUGAAGCAUUUCUCCGUCACAAGAUGACCCUCAUCUCUCCAUCAAUUCUGAAGAAAUACGGCAUUCCAUUUGAUAAGGUGACGCAGGAGGCUGGGGAGUUCAUGAUCACCUUCCCUUACAGCUAUCACGCUGGCUUUAAUCACGGCUUUAACUGUGCUGAAUCCACCAACUUCGCUACUCUUCGGUGGAUCGAGUAUGGGAAGCAGUCGGUGCUGUGCUCAUGUCGGAAGGACAUGGUGAAGAUCUCCAUGGAUGUGUUUGUGAGGAAGUACCAGCCAGAUCGUUACAAGCUUUGGAAGGCUGGGAAGGACGUGACUGUCAUCGACCAUGCUCUUCCAACCCCAGAGGCAGCAGAGUUCCUGAAAGGGGAUCUCAUGCAAAAAGUCAAGAAUGGGAAACAGUGUGCUGAGGAAAUGGAAACAGAAGAGGCGUGUAAAGAGGAGGUGGAUGAGGACGAGAUUAAAAGCAUCCCCAAGCAUCGCAUAGGAACAAAAAGACACAGGGUCUGCCUGGAGGUGCCUCAGGAGGUGAGUGAGAGUGAGGCCUUCCCCAAGGAGGAGCAGUAUGAAGCAGAUGUGGCAGAGCCUCGUGAGAGGCCUGUGAGUGAACUUGUGCAGCAAGGUGAACAAAGGCUGAAGCUUCCAGAUCGUGGGGACUCAGCUAAACUGGAAGAAUUGAAAACAGUGAAGCUUGAGGAGGAAGAAGAACAAGAAGCAGCUGUACUGGAUCUCUCCAUUUCACAUGCUUCCAAUUCCUCUUCAGUGCUGCCAGUGUCAAAGCAGGGCGCAGCAUCCAGCGUUCAGUCCAGCUCGCCUGCGUAUUCUUGCUCCUCAGACUCUGAAUCGACUGAGCUGUUGGCAAAACGAACUCUUCCUGGGCCAGCUGGGGUGUUCACAGUCCACAGCUACGCUAAGGGGGAUGCCAGCGGAUCCGACAGUGAACAGACUUCAGGGAAGAAAGCCAGUGCCACCGCCAGCGUGAAUGAGCAGGAGCUGACAGAGGUAGCAAAGGAGUACAUCAGCUCAGCAAAGGACAGCAAGAAGUCCAAGGGUCGUCGCCAGCCCUUGAGCAAACUCCCACGCCAUCACCCACUCUUGGUUAAAGACUGCAUUAGUGAUGAUGAGGCACCAGAGCAGCUAACUCCUGAAGAAGAGGCUGAGGAGACAGAGGCGUGGGCCAAGCCACUGAGCCAGCUCUGGCAGAACCGGCCACCAAACUUUGAGGCUGAAAAAGAGUACAAUCGGACCAUGGCUCAGCAGUCUCCCUACUGUGCUGUUUGUAUGCUCUUCCAGGCAUACCAGGCAGAAUGUGAAGGCAGCAGCCAAAACUCUGGAGUAACUCCAGCUGCUGUGGAUGGGAAGAUCCGAACCAAACCCCUGAUUCCUGAAAUGUGCUUUACUGCAACUGGCUGCAGCACUGACCUCAAUCUUUCAACUCCAUACCUAGAGGAAGAUGGAACCAGCGUACUCAUCACCUGCAAGAACUGCCACGUCUGUGUCCAUGCAAGUUGUUAUGGUGUAUCCCCUGACAAGGCCACUGAAGACUGGAUGUGCUCCCGGUGUAAAGAAAAUGCCUUAGAAGAGGAUUGCUGUUUGUGUUCAUUACGAGGAGGAGCACUACAGAGAGCCAAUGAUGACAAGUGGGUUCAUGUGAUGUGUGCUGUGGCUGUACUGGAGGCAAAAUUUGUGAACAUUGCAGAACGGAGUCCUGUAGAUGUUGGCAAAAUCCCCCUGCAACGUUUCAGACUGAAAUGCAUCUUCUGCAAGAAGAGGAGAAAGAGAAUCGCAGGUUGCUGUGUACAGUGCUCACAUGGUCGAUGUCCCACGUCCUUUCAUGUCAGCUGUGCCCAAGCAGCAGGAGUCAUGAUGCAGCCUGAUGACUGGCCAUUUGUUGUCUUCAUUACCUGCUUCAGGCAUAAGACUCCAUCUCAGGCAGAGCGAGCCAAGGCUGCACUCCAGGAUCUGUCACCUGGACAGAUAGUCAUCAGCAAGCACAAGAAUGGUCGCUUCUAUCAGUGUGAAGUGGUCAGCCUUGCAAAGGAGACUUUCUACGAGGUCAACUUUGAUGAUGGCUCCUUCAGUGAUAACCUGUACCCAGAGGACAUUGUGAGUCGAGACUGUCUUCAGUUGGGUCCUCCUGCUGAAGGGGAAGUCGUGCAGGUGAGAUGGACAGAUGGACAAGUUUAUGGAGCAAAGUUUGUCGCAUCACAUGCCAUCCAGAUGUACCAGGUGGAAUUUGAAGAUGGUUCACAGUUGAUGGUGAAAAGGGAUGAUGUAUAUACUCUUGAAGAGGAGCUUCCUAAGAGAGUGAAAUCAAGGCUGUCAAUAGCUUCAGAUAUGCGCUUCACAGAGAUCUUCGAAGAGAAGGAGGUCAGUCAAGAGAGGAAGAGGCAAAGAGUGAUCAAUUCACGCUACCGUGAAGAUUAUAUUGAACCUGCCUUGUACCGGGCCAUCAUGGAGUAAGCGCUGCCUGUGGCAGAGGAAGAAGAUGCCCACCUCCCCCGAGGAUUUAAAUGUUCCAGUACAACAGGCCAUAUUUGGAUGCUUCGAAUCCAGGGGUUUUAUUGGGGUUUUGUUCUUUUAUAUUUUAAGGAAGCUAAAAAGCUGUUGCUCUGCAGUAGCUGUAAGGCAGCUGUUGGAUAGUGAAAGAGAUCCCAUUUGCUGAAGCUGAUGCCUGCAGACUCCUGGUCUGAAGUUGGGUCCUCACCAAAUAAGCCGGCUUGGGGGUGUUGCUUUCAUCUCGUUGAGCAGUCUUGCUUUUUCAUUAGAGACAAUUUUGAGAGGUGGCAAACUCUUUUGGGAGUUGUAGCCAGGAAUCUUGGCAGCUGCAGAAUGGUAUGGUCUGUUGUUUUAACUGAAUAAUGUUCCUGAUUUUAGGAGUCUCCCUGGUGACCACACCUGGGCUUGAGCAGGCAGUAUUACUGGUGCUGGAAAUGGAACCUCUUUUAUACUUGUAUCCAUCUUUUUGUCGCAAGCAGCUUCAGUCUCUUGUUUCUCAGCGCCUCCUUUCUGAGGUUGAGCUGUAGGCUGUUCAAAUCCAACCAGACAGGAGGUGCUUGUGUGAACAGGUGAAAUGUGAAAUUGAAUCCAGUAGGACAAAUUAUUUAACCUUCCAUUUAAUAUUUUUGUUCUGGUAGUGCUUUUGACUUACUUAAUCAUAAGUUUAACUGUAUUAGUAUGUGCCUCAGAACCAAUCAAAUCUGUCUGGAGCCCUGCGCAGUGCAGCCUUCUAACAAGAAUAGAUGUUCAGCUCCCAAUAGACGUUCAGCUCCCAAAGAGUUUCUUCUGAGUUUCUCUAAGGCAAUAUGACUAAAGGGGCAGAGUCCUAGCUCUCCCUUCUUGAAAUCCAAGCAUCACAGGGUUGGGGAUGACAGGGCUGCAGCAUCUGAAGCCGUGCAGUCCCUGUUCUGGGGCAGCACUGUCUGUCGUGUGCCCGCAGGCUUUUGCUUGCAGCAGCUAAGAGUGGGUCUGAGACAGAUAAAGCAUGCACUGAGCUGUGUGUUACUGAAAGGCUGUGCACUGCUCUCCUGAAGCAAGAGUGCUGCCCUGUCGCUGUCUGGCAAAGGUUACUGUAGCAUUUUUAUAGAGUGUUAGUAGGACACAUCUCGGUUGUGUUGGAGAGAACUUGCUACCCCAGCAGCAGGAAGCUGAGUUGAGCUGGGUAAUUGGUGUGUGCUCGGAAGAUGUGCCAACUUGCUCCUAGUGAUUUAAGCAUUAACAGGACACAGUCGGAGCAGUGUAAAUACCUGUUCCUUUCCCAUUCUGUAGGAGAGGGAUUUUAGGCUGUGGAGCAGAUUGGCCACCUUGUUUUUGCAUGGAACGAUGGGGUGAAUUUUCCUACUGGAGAAAAUCAUGAUUGCGUGUUCUCCAGAAAACGUUCAAGAGGAGAAUUUUCUAAUGAAACAGACCUAAUGCAUCCCUGCUUCUAUAGGGACGUGGCAAUGUGUCUGCAAAGUCUGAAUUUGUAACUUUUUUCCUUUUGGUACAUAGGAUUGCUAUAAACCAAACUCUUCUGAAACCCCGGUGCAUCGACUUGUGAUUAGCAAUAAAAUGUAGUAUUGACUAGUGAUACAACUCUUGAUCAGAAAAGAAAUAAACUACCACUUUUAUACAGAAAA
This is a messenger RNA of Myiozetetes cayanensis, 4964 nucleotides long. It is a transcript of the gene KDM4A, whose product is annotated as lysine demethylase 4A. Gene Ontology annotation, biological process: chromatin remodeling. Gene Ontology annotation, cellular component: nucleus. The record is from RefSeq and is a predicted model, not a curated record. The coding region runs from base 148 to 3309 and encodes 1053 amino acids. Gene Ontology annotation, molecular function: histone H3K36 demethylase activity; histone H3K9 demethylase activity. The transcript is spliced from 22 exons. Lineage: Eukaryota; Metazoa; Chordata; Aves; Passeriformes; Tyrannidae.